This is a messenger RNA of Pseudophryne corroboree (corroboree frog), 2080 nucleotides long. It is a transcript of the gene HOMEZ, whose product is annotated as homeobox and leucine zipper encoding. Gene Ontology annotation, cellular component: nucleus. Gene Ontology annotation, biological process: regulation of transcription by RNA polymerase II. The transcript has 2 exons. Lineage: Eukaryota; Metazoa; Chordata; Amphibia; Anura; Myobatrachidae. The coding region runs from base 324 to 2009 and encodes 561 amino acids. Gene Ontology annotation, molecular function: DNA binding; DNA-binding transcription factor activity, RNA polymerase II-specific. The record is from RefSeq and is a predicted model, not a curated record.
CCUCCAGCUGGUCCCUCCCUUCCUUUGCCUGCACAAAUCAAUGAUCAGCUGUUGCUGGAGCGAAAGCCUGGCAACGACCUGACUCGGGGAUCAUCGGGCACAGCAGAGCAGCCACAACAACAAUCUGUCUGGGGGCAGCACGGCCACAGCCGACCCGCAGCGCUGUACAGCCCGAUGUCGUGGCGCUGAGUAGUUGCGGGGGUAUCGCAGAAGACCCGGAGCAGAUAUAACAUGUUGCGAUAAUAAAAUCCUUAUGAAAGAAGUUGAGUGGACACAGAUGAAAAUCACAACCUAACUUAUGCUACAACUCUACUAGCUGGAUAAUGUCUCCCACCAGCACCACAAAGGCUCCUGGUACAUACCCGGAAGUCACUCCAGGACUUGUGUGUCUGCCUCCUAUUUCUGAUGAUCUUCAGUUGAUUUGGACUCAGGCAGAACAGACUAAUGAGUUAGAUGAUAACCCUCAGCUCCUCCAGACGUUCAGCUACUUUCCAUAUCCUAGCAUGCCAGAGAUUGCCUUACUCUGCCUACGGUAUGGGCUUCAAAUGGAAAAAGUGAAAACCUGGUUCAUGGCACAGCGCAUUCGCUGUGGCAUAAGCUGGUCUUCAGAGGAAAUAGAGGAGACUCGCUCACGUCUCCUUUAUAAUCAGGACCAGCUACAUUUUAAGCCUUUAGUGGCUCUGGCUAAGAAAUCGAAUGCGUUUAAGAACUUGGAAAAACUUCCCAUACCUGCCCCAAAAAGUAGUGCAGGACAAGAAGUUUUACCUCCCUCCCCUUGUUCAACUUCAGGUGAUGCUGCACCAGAACCCAAGAAAUUAAGAUUAAACUGUAUGACGUCAGAAAGAGAACUACAAAUGGCUACCAAGUUUGCCACUGAAAACAGAGUGCAGUUCCCUAGAUGGGAAAUACCAGGUUCUUAUAGACCCUGUUCAACAGCUUCAAACCUUAACACUGAGCCAGAACAGGUACUUACGAAUUCCAUCAGGCACCCUGUUGCAAACCAGGUGUUGGGAGUUGAUGGGAUGGACAGAACCUCAGCUGUGUCAUGCCUUUCCACCGAGGAGGAACGCCAGAAGACAGCAUGGGCUACAUCCUGGAAUAUGGAUGACUGCAAAGGAUUUCUAGCUGAUAGGUAUACCAAUCAAAAUGAUGGGAUCCAUAACCUCAGAUUGGAAGAUUACUACAUGCCAGUCAUGAGGCGCCAGCGCAAAACCAAAGAACAGCUGUCCGUUCUGAAAUCUUUUUUUUUGCAGUGCCAAUGGGCAGGCCGUGAAGACUACAAGAAGCUGGAAGAUAUCACUGGACUUCCAAGAUCAGAGAUUAUCCAGUGGUUUGGAGAUACACGCUAUGCUCUAAAACAUGGCCAGCUUAGGUGGUUCCGCGAUAAUGCCCAAGAUCGCCCCAGCUGGCUAGAUGAACCACAACAUCUUGUUGUUCAAAAUGGAAGACAAGGAGAACCGUUGUCUGGAGAAAAUGCUGGAGUCCGAACAUUGGCUACAGAGCUAGGAGCCACAGAUUCGGACUCCAGAACUACAGUUCCACCAUUAACAUCUUCAGCAACACAAGCAGUGACCUCUUCUGUGGUACAAAGACCAAUGGUAAAGACGACAGCAUCAUUUAACAACCAUACAGGACAAAAUAUGGGAAAAUUACCAGAAGUGCAUAAUAAAUAUGCAACUGCUUCUAGAAUAUCAAAUACUGCAUAUAACAUUUCAAAUGCAAAACCUCUCUUAAUAAACUGUCCAAAACAGGAGUCUCCUCCCCAGGAUGCCAUUCAAUGCACUACCUUUCAAGAAAAGCUUGAUGUGCUAGAAAGGUACUGGUGUGCUCAUUAUGACUUGCAGGAGGGGGACUUGCAGUCACUAGUGACAGAGUCUGGCUUAACGCAGCAGCAGGUACUGGACUGGUUUAGCAACAAAUCUAAUAAACCUGCUGAGGUAGAGGUAUGUAUUGAUGAGGAGGAAGAAGAAGAAGAUGACGAUGAUGAUGUUGUACUCAUUCAGGACUAGUAUGCCACUACUGUAAACUUUAUUUUUCCUAGCAAUGGUCUUUGAAUAAAAAAGAAAAAAUUCAUAUGCAA